Cydia strobilella is the source of this 1742-nucleotide messenger RNA. RefSeq lists its product as uncharacterized. NCBI's taxonomy places the organism in Eukaryota, Metazoa, Arthropoda, Insecta, Lepidoptera, Tortricidae. The coding region runs from base 59 to 1741 and encodes 560 amino acids. The transcript has a single exon. The record is from RefSeq and is a predicted model, not a curated record.
UCAUAGUUAUGACAAAAUCAGGAAGAAUUGAACAUCCGACAAAAUUGUUUUUGCAGUAAUGGACGAAAAUGUAAGACAUCUUGACCGGGAAUAUGAACAGUUUUUAGAGAUUAUGCAGCCACAUAUAUCUCAACUUAAGGAUCGAGAUAUGGCUUCUACUUGCAGUGCAUGGAUCAAACGACUUUGUGCUUGUAAGGGUCACGAAAAAAUCAUCCGCAAUAAAUAUAUAGUCACACUUUGCUACCAACUCUCGAAAGGAAUCCUUGAUAAGCCGUUUUUGGAAGAACCUACAGAUAAAGAAUUGCUGCCUAUCAAUGAACCAACGUUGAGUGAAGUGUCGUCGUCUGAAGUCGAAUGUCUUGUUUUCGAUUGUGAAGACGCAAGUAAUGUGAUACAUUUAAAUAAAUCUUUGAAAACACAAACUGUAGAUCCAUUUCACAAUUCAGUAGAAUUAGACAAGAAGCUCGCCACAAUGAUAAAUAGUAAAACCACCGCAACAGAGAGUAAUGAGAAAUUGUCUUUUCAACAAACUAGCUAUUACCAACAACAUCCAAGUGUGAUAAAGCCACAUGUAGAAUUACAGGUACCUGAAACUUACAGAUAUCGCACUCAUAACAUUAUUUCAAAAUUGCAAGAAAUUAAAAAGCAAAAUACAUUUUUACAUCAUGAACUAAAAGAAAUGAAAGAAAAAUCAAGUGAAGACGAUAGUGCUGGUGAAUUUCAAGAAAAAGUUAAUACAUCCACCCUUUAUAUGCGCUUGCCUGAUAGCAACAGUACUUUAGAUUCUUUGAAAAUAAAAUUAAAAGUAGAAAAGGAUGUUAGGAACGCGCUAAUAGAUAAAGUCCAAAGUAUGCAAGAAUUUAUCGAUAAUUUGAAUAACUUGAAAAAUCAAGAAAUUCAAGAAAUUCAAGCCAGACAUAAAUUAGAAUUAAUCAAUAUCAAAUCAAUUAUUAAACAAGAAAACAGACAGAUAUUUGAAAAUAAACUGGAAUACCAUAAACAACAAUAUGAAAUUAAAAUUAAAGAGCUUGGAGACAUGAACAUAUCAAAAGAUGAAAUUAUUGCAGAGAAAGAUAAAAUUAUACAGCAGAAAGAAACAGAGAUAUUACGCCUAUCAGCGCAAAACAAAUUUAGUACGGAAAAUUUGCAAUCAAUUUUAAAUAAGUUGUUAGAUAGGCCUAAUGAAGAACAGGAUGAGCAAUUUAGAAUACAAAAUCACAUAUUGCAAAACCGUAUUAUCAAAAUGGAGAAAGCCAAGAUGAAAUGUGUCAGAGCGUAUGAAUCUAAGCUUGCUUUAUGGCAGCGAGAGAGACAUUUAGUAGAAUGUUCGCUUCAAAUCCAAUUAGUCAGGCAAAGAGCUCAAAUCAUCAAUGACGUAGCCGGUGACAGUCAGGAUGAAACAAAAAAAGCUGUAGGCAAACUUGAAGCGAAAUAUCAAAAUAUCGUUGCAAAUAUGCAAGCCACCGCUAUCCAGCGACGACUCGAAGAUCAAAUGGCAGUUUCAUCAAUACUUCAAGCAGCGUCGGGCAUUCGUAAUGAUUCCUAUGGCUUUUAUACUCCAUUUUUUCCUAAGAGAACAUUGCAUAGAAGAAAUAAAAAUCAGCGCUCAGACAGCGAAGUUUCUGUUUCUGUAUUCCAAGGCAACAAGGUUUUCAGGAAAAAUGACGUAAAUGAGGAUUUUGAAGCCGAACGACGCUAUGGAGAGCUUGGCACUCUAUUUGAGAAGGGGCACGUCCCUUAAA